CGCGUCUGUACUAAUCGCUCGCAGCUUAUUAUUGAUAACAGAAUGCAAUCUCAGGCAUCGCGGUUGAACGAAGACGUAUGGUCCAUCAUCCUAUCGCUCGUCCAGCUGGACGACGCUCGCAGUCUUUCCCUCACAUCUCGAGCUAUCCAUCCCAUCGCCAGGUGUAUCGUCCUGUCGCAUGUUGAGACGUCUCGAUCAGGCCAUCUCGCGAAAAUCUGCGCAUUUAUGUCAGGCGAUCCUCGUUCUCGUGCCUCCUGGCUUCGUGAACUCCACAUACACUAUGAAGCCCUAGCAAGGGCCUUAGCGCUGCCCAAGCUAUUGUUCGAACAGUUGGCAGGUCUCCUUGCUGAGACACGCAACCUCCGCGUGCUAGUUCUCCCCCUCGUGGACCGUUUGCUCGAAGUGGAACCACGCAUCGGCGACGCUCUCGUAUCGCUAGAAGGCCUGCAAAUUGUCACACUCACACACGUGGAAUCUCGUACGCUCGACGUAGCCUCGCGGAUGCAGAGCCGACCAAGGACAGUAACGCUCGCGUUCGGUUUCGACACCUCGGUCGUCAAGAACCUCGUUGCACUGAGCCAUCUCGCCUUGUUCCGCAGUGCGCACACACUGCAUCUAAAGGGUUAUAAACCCCAGAUGUCCGAAAUACUAGGCCAGGAUCCGUUCAUCCAGCUUGUGCUCGGACAGCUCGGACAGCUUCCUACCGUACGCGAGGUCCACCUAUCCGAUUGUGAGGCAUGUCCGUUGUUCUACGUAUUUCCCAACUUGCAGAGACUGGAAAUGCUUGGCAUAUGUCAACCCCUCGAAUUCUCUCUCCGUAAUUGGAUGUGGCCGGCAUCUGUCCCUCUGGCGGAUGUAGCCAUUUCGUUCGAGGAUCUGAUCCAUUUCACAAGAGCGCCAAUUCGUCGACUCCUCCUGCAUCGUACCCACGAUUCCUCCAAUCCGAUCGUUGGUCGACUCGCCGACGCCUUGCAGUUUGCAAGACCCGUUUGUCUAUCAUUCGACUUCUCCUACAAGGACCACCCGCACAGCCCCAGCAACCUGAGGUGGAUCGAUUUCUUCCGAAUGAUCCUUCGCCCCAGUGUGGGGCGCCUACGGUGCCUCGAACUUACGUUCGAUUGCAGACAGCCUGAGGAUGACCAAUCCUUAUGGAUGGACUGGCUCCUCCCAGCCGUCACCCAGUCCAGCCUCCUAUGUAUGCGACUCAACUUCAAAGUCGGCAAGACACCAGAGCCAUCCAGCUGGCAGCGGAGUAUGCAAAAUACCGCUCGACGAGUUGCUGAAAAUGUGCCUUUGGCCCAGUUCAUAUGCACUGGCAUCAAGCCCGGGUGGCCCCGGGCCAACGUGCGCGAGACAUGCACUUGGUGGCGCGUACGUGGGGAAAAUGCGAGCCAGCGAUGCGUGGAGAGCAUGUCAAACGAGGCGGGUGAGCAGGUGGAGCGCUACAUGCGCUCUGCGGCCUUUGAGCAGAAGUUAUCGUUGGACGGGUUCGUUUUCACCGGUGCGUAG
Molecule: messenger RNA, 1509 nt
Organism: Fomitopsis serialis
Lineage: Eukaryota; Fungi; Basidiomycota; Agaricomycetes; Polyporales; Fomitopsidaceae
Exons: 2
Coding region: 43-1509 (488 amino acids)
Source: RefSeq, a predicted model, not a curated record